AUGGCAGAUCCCCUGCUUAAUUUCUUCACUCUCAUGGAGAACCAAGUUGGUGUCAUUGUCAGAGGUUGCUUGUUUGCUGAUCCCGGCGCAGGUCGCACCCGGUUCGACCGCCUGUUCCUCAUCGGACGCAGCUCGGUGCCGUUGUGCGUCGAUGCCUUGAAGGCAGCCGUCGCCGAAGCCAAGCGGGGCAAAGAUACGCAGAGAUACAGGGAAGCGGUCGAGUGUCUGCGCAUUGCGGCGCCGUCGGAGCCACUAGCGACCCUUGAUCAGGCGUGGCUCGAAGCCCAGGAGAUGGCCAACCACAUGGAGACCACUCGGCUGUUGACCGAACUGAAGGGAUACAAGAAUAACCUGAUUAAAGAGAGUAUCAGGAUGGGCAAUGAAGACCUCGGCAAGCACCUUGAAAGCAUCGGCGACCUCAAUGCGGCAUCCGAGACAUACGCCAAGAUGAGGCCUGACGUGAGCACCACAAAGCAGUUAGUUGACGUGGGAAAGCACCUAGUCCGGGUCUCUAUACAGCGGCGCGAAUGGGGCAUGGUCAGCGCCCACCUCAGCAAGUUGGGGGCUGCUCAUCGCGGGGAGGAAGAGAAGGCCGUCCAAUCCUACCUCGAGGUCGCGCAGGGAAUCGCCCUCCUCGGACAGGAGAAGUACAAGGAGGCAGCACUCAGCUUUCUCGCCGUCGACUCCGGCGUCUCGGGUUCGAGCUACAACGAGCUCGCCAGCCAAAGCGAUGUCGCCGUCUAUGGCGGCCUUCUUGCUCUGGCAUCCAUGGACCGGGACGAGUUGCAGACCUGCGUGCUCGAUAACACGCGGUUCCGAGCCCUCCUGGAGCAUGCGCCGCACAUUAGGCGUGCCGUUGCGCAGUUUGUCGCCGGCAGGUACUCGGCCUGUAUCGCCACUCUCGAGUCCUACCGGCCGGACUAUCUCCUCGAUCUCUACCUCCAAAAGCACGUCGGGAACAUCUACUCGCAAAUCCGGAGCAAAUGCAUCACCCAGUACCUGAUCCCCUUCUCCUGCGUCAGCUUGGACACCAUGAGCAAAGCCUUCGGCGGCGCUGAACAGCCCAUCGAAGACCUGCUGGCCGACAUGAUUCGGUCCGGCGCACUCGCGGCUCGGAUUGACACCAUCGACAAGCUCGUUACGACCCGGUCUGCCAAUCCCAGAGCGCAGAUGCAGGAUUCGGUGCUCCAGGCCGCAGAGAAUUACGAGAAGCAGGCGCUCGAUCGUCUCCGGAGGAUGGGACUUGCCGCGGCGGAUCUUGAGCUUAAAGGCAGCAAAAAGCUAGGGCCCCACGGCUUCGCCAGCCAAAGCGACUUGCUGAUGGAGGAAACGCUGAGUUGAGACAGCCGCUGACCGGUGGGAUGGUGGUGACGAGACUGGCUUGAAUCACUCCCUUGGCAUUGCAUUGCGGAGAAGGGCAGAAGGCGCUUUGGCGGCAUACAGACAGAUCCGGUGGUUAUUGGUUGGGUCAUGGGAAGGGCGGAGGUAAUGAAUGAAGAUGCCUAGGUGCACAGACGC
Thermothielavioides terrestris NRRL 8126 is the source of this 1518-nucleotide messenger RNA. RefSeq lists its product as uncharacterized. The transcript has 4 exons. The record is from RefSeq and is a predicted model, not a curated record. NCBI's taxonomy places the organism in Eukaryota, Fungi, Ascomycota, Sordariomycetes, Sordariales, Chaetomiaceae. Bases 1 to 1341 code for a protein of 446 amino acids. Gene Ontology annotation, cellular component: COP9 signalosome.